GUAGUUGAAAUUACAUUCAGGGUCCGAGAGUAUGCUUAUCAAACAACCGAACGCGAGCUGGUGUAGUCGCGUGUGCAGAGAGGUUCACAAGCAGUUUUUGAUAUCCGAACGCCACCCUCUCAUCUUCGAUUAUUUACGGAGCUACCUCGCUCUGGUGGAAGAGCGUCGGCGGUACUUUCUGGAAGGCAGGAGUGUCAUUCAUCCGCUUAGCAUGUUCAGUCUGUUUUGGAAAAGCUUAAUGAUAUUCGUUAACCUUGGUCAUUUAGUAGCGUCGACCCUGCGAUUUUGUAUUAUAACAGAGCCUUUCAACAUGUUAUAUAUUGAAGAUUGCGACAUCAUUCUCGCGAUUAUCCAAGUUAUAUGCCUUAUCGAUAUAAUAAUAUGUUUUAACAUUGGUAUUUUGAAGAGCGAAUCAGCGUUGAUAGUACUUGAUCGUAGAAGAAUUGCAAGGGCAUACCUUUUGAGCUACUUCAUACCAGAUCUGAUAUCGGCGACUCCGGUUUCCUUCAUUUUGCUUAUGAUAAGAGAAAGGAGUCGCAAGGACAUGUUGAUCCCGGACCUCCUGCCUUUUUUUCGCGGCGUACGGAUAGUCACUAUUCUGGAUGACCUGAAGACUCUCUUACAGUAUGCUCAGUCCUUAAAGUACCUACUUGAGACUAUGAAACUAAUUUCGUCUACAGGUACUGGAUUCAGCAUGUUCAAGACUUAUCAUGGGUCCGAGAUAGUAGUCAACUCAUUUAUAAUGUUAUUGGGAACCAUGUUCAAGAUGUACUCAGUUGUGUACUGGCUGCAAACGUACAUGACCGUGUACAACUCGACUUUACGGUACCAGGAGUUAUUGGAUCAAGUUGAGAAAUUCAUGAGUCACCACCAGUUUCCCGGGCCAUUAAUGAGGCGUUUGCGUGACUACUACGAAUAUCGCUUCCAGGAGCACUAUUAUAAGGAAUCAGUAGCUCUCGGCUACCUCUCAGGUGCGUCCGUAGUUACUGAUCGUACAAUAUGUCCUUUUUACAAGCGUUCACUUACACAACUUCGGGAUGAGAUACGUCUCAAUACUUACCAGAUCUUGGCGGACAAAGUGGCGGUCCUUCAGAAUCUGCCGCCGGCAUUCUUGGGCAGAGUCAUGGGCUAUCUUGAACUCGAUAUAUUCUUACCUGACGACCUUGUCUUCCAUGUCGGAGACUUAUGCAAGCAUGUGUACUUUGUUUGCACGGGGACCCUGGCUCUUUAUACCGUGAAAGGGGUUGAGGCAAUGCACUUUGAAGACGGUGACUUUGUCGGCGGCGUGUCGUUGCUGACGUUGAGUGCCAGGCGCGUUACUACACUGGUGGCCAUUGAAAUCACGCACACCUAUCGACUGAGCUUCGAUCAUUUGAGAGAACUAGCCAAGCUUAACCCAGCGUUGCUGGACCGUAUCAAGAAAGAGACGUUCAUACGUUUCUCACAGAUCACGCACAUUGACGAGCUAAUCCUCAUCGAAGGAUCUCCCGCUGAGGAUAAUUAG
Cydia amplana is the source of this 1504-nucleotide messenger RNA. RefSeq names its product potassium voltage-gated channel subfamily H member 2-like. The transcript is spliced from 10 exons. Bases 32 to 1504 code for a protein of 490 amino acids. Gene Ontology annotation, cellular component: HCN channel complex. Gene Ontology annotation, biological process: regulation of membrane depolarization; potassium ion transmembrane transport; sodium ion transmembrane transport. The record is from RefSeq and is a predicted model, not a curated record. NCBI's taxonomy places the organism in Eukaryota, Metazoa, Arthropoda, Insecta, Lepidoptera, Tortricidae. Gene Ontology annotation, molecular function: voltage-gated potassium channel activity.